Spinacia oleracea (spinach) is the source of this 939-nucleotide messenger RNA. Its product is annotated as 40S ribosomal protein S5. Gene Ontology annotation, cellular component: small ribosomal subunit. The transcript has 4 exons. Gene Ontology annotation, molecular function: structural constituent of ribosome; RNA binding. Gene Ontology annotation, biological process: translation. NCBI's taxonomy places the organism in Eukaryota, Viridiplantae, Streptophyta, Magnoliopsida, Caryophyllales, Amaranthaceae. The record is from RefSeq and is a predicted model, not a curated record. The coding region runs from base 101 to 727 and encodes 208 amino acids.
CCUCCAAAACUUGGAAAACUAGGGUUUUUGUGAGCUUUUAGUUCUCUGCUGUUUCAGCCUUCUUUCUCUCUCCUUCAUUCUAUCAACUCAAACUCUAACCAUGGCGGCGGCGGAUGUGGCACUCCCAGUCGAGACUCCCGAUCCGUUGGUGAAUGAUGUCAAGCUCUUCGGCCGAUGGACCUUCGACGAUGUCACUGUUCAUGACAUGGCUUUGGCUGAUUACAUUGGAGUGACUGCUGUUAAGCACGCCACAUACGUCCCUCACACUGCUGGAAGAUAUCAAAUGAAGCGUUUCAGGAAGGCUCAGUGCCCUAUUGUUGAGAGGUUGACCAACUCUCUCAUGAUGCACGGACGCAACAAUGGAAAGAAGCUUAUGGCUGUUCGCAUUGUGAAGCAUGCCAUGGAAAUUAUCCACCUUUUGACUGACUUGAACCCCAUUCAAGUUGUUGUUGAUGCGAUCAUCAACAGUGGACCAAGAGAAGAUGCUACUAGAAUUGGUUCUGCUGGUGUUGUGAGGCGUCAAGCUGUUGAUAUCUCGCCUCUCAGGCGUGUUAAUCAGGCAAUCUAUCUUCUUACAACUGGAGCUCGUGAGAGUGCUUUCAGGAACAUUAAGACCAUUGCCGAGUGCCUUGCUGAUGAACUUAUCAAUGCUGCCAAGGGUUCAUCCAACAGUUAUGCUAUCAAGAAGAAAGAUGAGAUUGAAAGAGUUGCCAAGGCCAAUCGUUAAGUUAGGGAUUAUGUUUAGCUUAAGUUUUUUGUCUCUUGUUUCUUGAAUUUUGGAUUAUAUGGAUUUUCUAUAAGAAUCAAAGCUGUACUAGAGCUUCUUUCAGCAAUGCGCACUCUUUAUAUUUAAAUUGAUAUACAUUUCUUUGGAACGCGUAUGUAGAGUUGAAUGAAUCUUCAGAUCAGUUUUAAUUGCGUGCUCUCCGUUCCUCUUGA